Oppiella nova is the source of this 834-nucleotide messenger RNA. The record is from the annotation of a GenBank genome assembly. NCBI's taxonomy places the organism in Eukaryota, Metazoa, Arthropoda, Arachnida, Sarcoptiformes, Oppiidae.
AUGGGCAAAAACUGUAUAUACCUGCCCCACGAAGACCGGUACUACGUGUUUGGGUCCAACCACUACCGGUGUCUGUGCUUGGGCCAUAAAAAGGUAGUAGAGUACCCUGUACAAUUAAUCAGUAAGGGUAUCACAGAGUUCUACAAAACCUGUAUGUUUGGACGGAACCCGGAUGAUGAAUACCCCGUAGAGGAGCAGGUGGUCAUCAAGGACUUAAGCGGGAAAGGCAUCACAAAAAUGUACAAGGGCAGCAACUUCAUGAUUGCCACUAUUCGCGACAAAAGUAUUCAUCGGAUCCAAACUAAGCUCACGGCAGAUGUGGGUACCUAUGGAUAUAUCGCACAAGAGGUUUGUCACGGAGGGAACUACAACCAUAAAUGCGAUAUUUAUAGCCUGGCUAUAAUUGGCACACACUUGUUUGAGUUUGAUUUAUCAACAUUCGACAAGGACAGCGCACGACAACUCCCGCUCACUGUCCGGUCGGGUCUGUCCGCCCAUCAGGUCAUUGGCGACGACUCCGACGAUUACAUUGAUUUAAGCCGUUCGCCAACUAAAGCCAACAGAGCCAGGCCUACCACCACAAGGGCAAACCCUCCCGUCCCCCCUGUUGUAAAGCCUUCAAAUGGACCGCCCGUUCCGAGUAAAACCCGUUCCGCCACCAGUACCCCAGUCAACACGACAACUACUAUCUGUAGCACCAGUUCAACGGCAAUUAGUUCCGGUUCCGUUGCAACCGACACCAGUACCACAACAUACUGCUCCCGUUCAGCCACACUCAACCAAUGUACCGGCCCCACCACCACCACCAACAACAGGCAGUCCACCAUCAAAUGA